This is a messenger RNA of Paramormyrops kingsleyae, 4347 nucleotides long. It is a transcript of the gene pdik1l, whose product is annotated as PDLIM1 interacting kinase 1 like. Gene Ontology annotation, cellular component: cytoplasm; nucleus. Gene Ontology annotation, molecular function: ATP binding; protein kinase activity. NCBI's taxonomy places the organism in Eukaryota, Metazoa, Chordata, Actinopteri, Osteoglossiformes, Mormyridae. The record is from RefSeq and is a predicted model, not a curated record. Gene Ontology annotation, biological process: protein phosphorylation; negative regulation of G2/MI transition of meiotic cell cycle.
GCGUGGGCGUGUGGUGUUGUUAUUAUUGUUGUUAUUAUUGUUGUUGUCGUCGUCGUCCACGGGGUUUGUCAUGGUGUUCGACUCUGGGUCAGAGUUUCUGUUUCCGGUAACUUUAGGUGUUUCGCGGCACGUACUCUGCUCAUUAGCAGCCCUAUUAGCUUCCUAGCCUGACUUACAUUAUUCCUGUUGUUGUUAUUUUUUUUUGUAUUAAUAGCAGCCGUUAAGAACAUGAAUAUAAUUAUCUCUGUUUUUUUUUGACGGCUGGUCCGGACCGGGCUGAUAAUGCCGGAGUUUGCACUUCGGACCCCCGGCCAGCGUAACGUUGUCGAAGCGUUCGGCGAACGUUACAGAGACGCCGCAGGACGUGCUUGGCUUUAAGGCUUGAUUUUAAGCUUUAAAGUAAUUCAAUAAAUGGCAUGGCAUGUUUUGAGGGGAGAUAAUGUUUUGUAGUCUGAGCUGGUAACCUCAGGACCGGCUGGCUGUUUGAUCAUCAACGACCAUCAGCAAACCGCUGUCAGGCGUCAGCCGGCAGCAGAUGGGUGCCCUGCUCUGUGGCCGGCGUGACUUCGGGACACCACGCCAGACUGACAGGCUGCUCUGCGGGCCCCGCCAGUGACAGUGGGAGGAGUAUGGUGAGCAGCCAGCCCAGGUACGAGCUCAUUCAGGAGGUGGGACGCGGCAGCUACGGCGUGGUGUACGAGGCGGCCGUGCGCCGCACCGGCGCCCGCGUCGCUGUCAAGAAGAUCCGCUGCCACGCCCCCGAGAACGUAGAGCUGGCCCUGCGCGAGUUCUGGGCCCUCAGCAGCAUCCAGAGCCAACACCCCAACGUGAUCCACCUGGAGGACUGCGUGCUGCAGCGGGACGGCCUGGCUCAAAGGAUGCAGCAUGGAUGCGGCUCCUCGCUCUACCUGGAGCUGGUGGAGACUUCCUUGAAGGGUGAGAUCGCCUUUGAUCAGCGCUGCGCCUACUACCUGUGGUUUGUCAUGGACUUCUGUGACGGCGGCGACAUGAACGCCUACCUGCUGUCGCGCAAGCCCAGCCGCAAGACCAACACCAGCUUCAUGUUGCAGCUGGGCAGUGCACUGGCUUUCCUGCACAAGAAUCAGAUCAUCCACCGCGACCUCAAGCCUGACAACAUCCUCAUCGCUCAGGGCUGCAGCCCCGCCGGCUCGCCUGAGCCCACCCUCAAAGUGGCCGACUUUGGCCUGAGCAAGGUGUGCUCCGCCUCGGGCCUCAGCCCCGGCGAGCCAGUCAGCGUCAAUAAGUGCUUCCUGUCCAUGGCAUGCGGCACGGACUUCUAUAUGGCGCCGGAGGUGUGGGAGGGUCAUUACACGGCCAAGGCGGACAUCUUCGCCCUGGGCGUGAUCAUCUGGGCCAUGCUGGAGCGCAUCACCUUUGUGGACGCGGAGACGCAGAAGGAGCUGCUGGGCAGUUACGUCCAGCAGGGCUCGGAGAUAGUGCCUCUGGGGGAGGCACUGCUGGGGAACCCGCGCAUGGAGCUCCCCAUCCCGGCCAGGAAGAAGACCAUGAAUCCCAGCAUGAGGCAGCUGCUCAGGGAGAUGCUGUCGGCCAACCCGCAGGAGAGGCCUGACGCCUUCGAGCUGGAGCUCAGGCUGGUGAAGAUCGCCUGCAGGGAAUGGGACUGGGGCACGUGAUGAUGGAACCCAAAGUCACCAUUCCCAUCCCCUUGCACUAACACGCUCGCACACACAUGGCUUCCUGCUCGGCCCUCUUCGGCGCUCGGCACGUUAACCUCGAGCUAAUCACUGAACCCCAGCUUUGCUCUUCCUCCUCCAACCCCUGAGUUGAAGGUGCUUCCGGAACCCUUCCAGGGUCUCUGCUGGGGAAGUCCCCGAUCUCCCACUUGUACAGAAACCUCCAAGUUCACUACACAGCGGCCCAUGCUCGCACACUGGCCCUCGUGAACGGUGCUCUAUACGUGUAUGCCGUUGGCCUGCUUGGAGCUCCCGUCCCACCACUGGCAAGGAGACACUGGCCAGUGAGCUCCCAUUUCUCUGGGUCCAGCUUCCCAGUGGCUAAGUGGCUUGGGAGUUCAUCAAAUACAUGUAAUGUAGCAAAAAAUCUCUUUAGACCCACACUGCACAUACAGUUUGUCAGGGAGCCUUUACCCAGAGGCACAUGUCAACAAACACCAUGGUAAAUUACUGUCCUUAUCCAAUGAAAAUAUUAUUCACCAGCAUAUUGGAAGAGGUUUAUCAGUGCUGUUCAGACUGUCAUAGAACCUCUUCAUUUCCCGUUCUGUGUUUUGGUCAAUAGGUUUCAGCUGGUCAAACGCCACGAAAAAAAAUUCCAGAUUCUUCCAAACUCUGUGGGCUGAUACCUGCUUCCACAGAGGCACUUGUCAUGUUGAUUGCAGCUUGGGGCAGGAUUUAAUGUGUUUUGGAAUGCCUGUGUGUUUUUUUUUCCCAAGAUCUCCAUAAAGGUCUAAUAUUGUUUUUCAGGCCUUUUACAUUAGAAAAGCAAUUGAUAUUUUGCUUUAGUCUUUUGACAUCCAUACAGUUGGAGACACCAGUUCAUAACUGUUGGACCUGUUUGUACUUGUGGUUACUUGACAGUUAAUAUUGUAUAGUUAGGAGUUGAUCUGUAUGCAGAUAAUUAACUAAGGCAUUGAUUUUGAACUAUAUAUUUGGGGCUGGAACCGGAAAAGCUACCUCAGCUCAGCGGAAAGUGUGCAUAAAUCUUUAUAUGUUGGGGAAGAGCCCCUGUCCAGCGUUGGCUCCAGAGCCCAUCUCGUCACAAUGGUCUCUCCCUGAGAUCACACAUAGUGGUGGAUGUGCUGCUAGAUACUGAUGGGUAGGGAGAGCGUGACAUUUUCAAACUGCUGCCGCUAACGACUCACAAGUCACUACUCCCCUCCCCUGCUGUUCUGUACCUAUCUCAGCUCCGCUGAGGCGACUGCCGGCAUUAACGUUGUUUCGGGUGACGCGUUGAAGUGCUGUUUUCUUUCUUUUACUGUGCCAUUAUCGAGUUAGCCGAUGGCUAACUGACACGGCGCUAAACCACAGGCCUUAACUGCUCGUCUUUGUGGAAACUGCCAACAGACGCUCCCUUACACAUAAGCAAAGACUGCAGAAAUGGUCAGUUUAACUCCACCGGCCUUUGAGAAUCCAUUACUGGUGUUCAGUAGAUCUCUGUUCUCUGGCGGUAAAUCGUGGAAGAAAAAUCAGCGUUAUUUUCGAAUUGAUAGUAGUUAGUAUAGGUCUGCUGCUCUAGGGGUUUAAUUUCCCUUCUGCUGUGUGUCACUAAAUAUUUCUCCAAAUUCAUUAACUUCAUUAACAUUCACAGAACGUGUUUCCUUAUGCUGCACAUACAGUAUCCAGCAGGAGGUGUAGAAAUUUGUACUGUUUUCACUGAUUUCUGUCACUGCCAGUAAAUAAUAAAUUAUUCUCGUUAGUAUUCUGAACUGUGGUUGGCUCUGCAGUCAUUAUAAUGAACAUUGUUGUUUGUCUUUGGGACUUUCCUGAGAACCAGUUAAGCGCUCCGAAUCCCACAGCCUGGAUUAUGUUUUUGGAAAUGGUGCCAGGCAAACAGAAAGCUGGGAAAUUCAGGAAACUUGACCACAACAGAAGUGGUUCAGCUGCAUCUUCAAACAAUAGGAGCUGCUUCUGGAGUGAGGACUACUGGCAAAUGUCAGCUGAGGGCACCUCAGAAACUCCACAUCGCUGCCUGUUCUGCAAAUAUCCUACCAUCUUGAGGUGUUUUCGCAGAGUUCCUGAGACUUGUUAACAAGCCAUCAUUCAGCUCAUCCCAGAAUUCUGUUUUCCCCUGGUCCACCUGUAAAAAAAGCUGUCUGUGAAUGGGAUGACUGGUUGAAUGUGUGGUGAGUGAUUACCUGUCUUGAUGGUAAUAUCACCUGUGGUGAGUGAGUUUUCUUUGCAAUAUUCGUAAUUUUCUAAGAGGUGUGAUUUGAAACACUGUUUUGUGUUCUGUAGAGUCUUAUAUUUUCACUGGGAAAUGUGAAAAUGUGUUAAAUUGAUUUAUCCAGUUCUGUUCUUUUAGUUUCUUUGACCGAAAGAGUUUAGUAUUUGCGAAGUGUUUUGACUCGACUGCUUGGAUUAGGUCUUUCCAGCUCAGUUAGAAAUUGGAUUCCUGUUUUAAUUCUUUUAGUAAAUGGAAUCAGGGAGUUUUUUGUUUUGGUUAAUUAGGACCCUGUUGUACCAGAAUGCAACAAGCCAAGUGUACAGCAGCUGGAACUGAGAACCUUGUUUUCUAAACCUUUUCAGUCACUGUAAGAUAUAUUUUGGGAAAAAAACAAGUAUAUAAAAAGUGGAAAUGACUGUCACUUGCUGUUAAAUUUGGACUUUAUAAAUAAAAAUCUGUUCUGAA